AUGUGUGACUUUGAAUUGGCUAGAUCAGCUCUUAUGGGUGAACAGGAGGAUGCUGGCUUCAUGGAAAGAGUUGUUUUGGAGAUUGGAUUGCUGAUAAUUUUAAGAUUAGAAGGCAUUACAUUGGUAUUUAAAAACAAUCCAUUAAAGGGUGUACAAGUUUUGUCAACAUUUGAUUUGGUUUUAGCUGUUCGAGCUUUUGUUCAAUCUGAAAUCAAACAUCAAUUACGAGAAUUAAUUCAAGAUCAAUCUCCAUCACCUACUUUGGUACCUGAUUGUGCUGAAUCUUAUGAUCCCACUUAUGGACUUGGACCAUCACAUCCGCCUCUGAUUGGAAAAUUCACUCGAUAUUGUUCUUUGGCAGCCAAGGAAGCUCAAACUCAAGGUUUAAGUGAAGUUUUAGAAGAGGAUGAUGAUACUAAAGAUGAAAGUAUCAUGCCAACCUCUCCAUCGGAUCCUCUAUCACCACCACUACCUUACUCCUUUACCACGACUUUCAACUUCUCAAAUCAAGAAGCUCAAUUUCCAUUUGCAUAUCUUAUCAUUUUGGGAGGAGGUGGUGUUGAUAAAAGUGCAUUAACUGUUCAGUUUGUACAUGAUCCGUUUGAAAAAUCAUAUGAGGAUAUACCUCUUAUGUUGUUAUUACUUUGUAAGAUUGAUGCAGACGGAUGA
This is a messenger RNA of Melampsora larici-populina 98AG31, 669 nucleotides long. RefSeq lists its product as uncharacterized. The record is from RefSeq and is a predicted model, not a curated record. Bases 1 to 669 code for a protein of 222 amino acids. The transcript is spliced from 7 exons. Gene Ontology annotation, biological process: phospholipid transport; mitochondrion organization. Gene Ontology annotation, cellular component: ERMES complex. NCBI's taxonomy places the organism in Eukaryota, Fungi, Basidiomycota, Pucciniomycetes, Pucciniales, Melampsoraceae.